Alosa sapidissima (American shad) is the source of this 2567-nucleotide messenger RNA. Its product is annotated as high mobility group nucleosome-binding domain-containing protein 5-like. The record is from RefSeq and is a predicted model, not a curated record. Lineage: Eukaryota; Metazoa; Chordata; Actinopteri; Clupeiformes; Clupeidae. Bases 229 to 2304 code for a protein of 691 amino acids. The transcript has 8 exons.
UUUGCACAGGUAGAACACUGAGGUAGAACACUGUAUCAGUUUGACCUGGCUACACCAGAGACAACAUUGAGAGAAAGCUUUCUGCUGCUGUUUUACACUGAUUCAUCGAUUCACUUGGUUUAAAUAUUGUGUGAUACUGUAAAUCCUGUAUUAGCUCAACUAUUAUUCCAGAGGAGUCUAUUUUUAACACCUUUGGACCAAACAGAAAGCCAUUUUUACUUGCUGAAGAUGGAGGUGAGAGGAGAGCGUAGGGGCUUCAUGGAAGCCGUAAGAUCCUUCUUUACCACCAUCAGAGACCGGAUUAGACAACGGAGAACACGGCAGAGAACUAAAAACUACCGGAUCUGUCAAAACUUGGCCAUGGCCAAGAUUGAGUCUAAGAAAGAAAGAAGACUGAAGAAACAAGUGAAAUCUGUGUUUAAGGCCAAGAUGAGCAAGAGGAGCCACUCAGCUAACAUUACAGCUGAAGUGGACAGCACUAAGAGCAGGAUCCAGGAGAAAGAUGGAGCUCCUAGAGAUCUCCAGGAGAGAAUGCGAUCUGCUCUGCAGGCUUUUCGAGAGGGGCGCAAGCCACGCUGGGUGAGAGGCUGGAGAAAAAACAAGAUGGAACCCCUAAACAUGGAGGAGAUUCAAGUUGGAGAGGGUAUCCAGAUUCAGGCCAGAGAGAAUCUCCCUGACACUCAGGACAAAGUGGAAUUACAUGAGACUCAAGCCGGAGAGGAUCUCCAUGAGUCUCAGGCUGGAGAGGAUCUCCAUGAGAUUCAGAUGGGAGAGGAUCUCCAUGACACUGAGGUGGUAGAGGAUCUCCAGACUCAGGCCAGGGUGGAUAUUCAUCAGACUCAAUUGGGAGGGGAUCUCCAUGAGACUGACAGGGGAGAGGAUCUCCAGACCCAGGUCCACACUCAGGCCAGGGAGGAUCUUCAUGAGACUCACGCUGCAGAGCAUCUUCAGCCUGCUGAACCAGCAAGCUGGGCUGUGACCUAUGGCCAGAUGUGGCAAGUAAUGACACAGCAAGGCGACUCUGUCAACUGCAGAGAGGACCUCCAUGCCAGUCAGGCCAGAGAGGAUAUUCAACCUGCUGAACCUGCAAGCUGGGUUAUGACCUAUGGCCAGAUGUGGCACGGACUGGCCCAGCAAGAUGGCCCUGUCAACUGCAGAGGAGAUCUCCAUGCUACUCAGGAUCUCCAGUCUGCUGAACCAGCAAGCUGGGUUGUGACCUAUGGCCAGAUGUGGCAUGUAAUGGCCCAACAAGAUGGUCCUGUUCUCUGCAGUGAGAAUCUCACUGUCACUGAGGACACCGAUGAUCUCCAUGAGACUCAAGCCGGAGAGGAUCUACGUGAGACUCAGGCCAGGGAGGAUCUCUAUGAUACUCAAGCAGGAGAGGAUCUCUGUGAGACUCAGGCCGGGGAGAAUCUCCAUGAUACUCAAGCCGGAGAGGAUCUCUUUGAGACUCAGGGUGGAGAGGAUCUCCAUCAGACUCAGUUUGGAGGGGAUCUCCAUGAGACUGAUGGGAGAGAGGAUCUCCAGACUCUGGUUAGGGAGGAUGUCCACACUCAGGCUCUGGAAGAUAUCCAUGAGACUCAGGUCGGAGAUGAUCUCUGUGAGACUCAGGCUGGGGAGGAUCUCCAUGAGACUCAGGGUGGAGAGGAUCUCCAUGAGACUGAUGGGGGAGAGGAUCUCCAGACUCUGGCUGGGGAGGAUGUCCACACUCAGCCUCUGGAGGAUCUCUGUGAGACUCAGGUCGAAGAUGAUCUUCAUGAAACUCGGUGCGGAGAGGAUCUCUGUGGGACUCAAGGAGGAGAGGAUCUCCAUGAGACUCAAGCUGGGGAGGAUCUCCAUGAGACUCAAGCUGGAGAGGAUCUCUGUGAGACUCAGGGUGGAGAGGAUCUCCAUGAGACUGAUGGAGGAGAGGAUCUCCAGACUCUGGCUGGGGAGGAUGUCCACACUGAGGCUCUGGAGGAUCUCCAUGGGACUCAGCCGGGAGAGGAUUUUCAGCUGGCUGAACCAGCAAGCUGGGCUGUGACCUAUGGCCAGAUGUGGCAAGUAAUGACCCUCCAAGGCGACUCUGUCAACUGCAGAGAGGACAUCCAUGCCACUCAGGCCAGAGAGGAUAUUCAGCCUGCUGAACCAGCAAGCUGGGUUGUGACCUAUGGCCAGAUCUAUCAAAACAUGAACCAUGAGGAUGGCCCUUCCCUCUGCAGAAAGCCCAUUAUGAACUCGUGGCUGGGCUCUGUGAAUGUGGAGGAUUGGGUGGAGCGAGAGGUGCAGGACAUCAGUCCAUCCAAGCACAUGGACACUUUCUAAAGCGUCCUGCACAAUGUUUCCCAAAAGACCUGGGAGAAGACCUGCCCAUCUUUAUGUGACUCUAUUCUACAUCAUUGAGACUACAGCUACUAUCAUUCAACAGUUCAGCUGCCCUUCAACCGAGACACAUUGUUGUUCUAUCCAUUAUUAAUAAUAAAUUGUUUCUUGAUUACCGUAUUAUAUUGACAUGACAUUAAUAUUCUACAUGAAAUAACAUUUUACAUACCUUACUGGAUGAAACUGCCUUUACAUGUGUGAUGAGG